AUGGACAUCAAGAAGGGCAGACGUCGACAACAGACACCUGGGAAUAAAUUACAAAGUCUAAUGGGCAGCUGGAUAGCGCCAGCAGAGCGAACAGAAGAGAGUAAGCAGCGGUUACGACAGCAGCUAAACGAAGUGGAGGUAUCGGCACAGCGAGAGCGCGACAAGAGUAUCGUAUUUGCAGCGCAUCCGAAACUUCAUGACUUUCCGUGGAUGGUCUCGCCGACAGUUGCCAGCAAACACGUCCUAAAGGCAAUCAAGAAACUAGCAUUUAAGAAGUACAGGAGUGAAGGAGAAUCGCUUGACGUGAUAGUGGACACGUUACAACUAGCGGCAAAAACGAGUCAAUGGCAAGCGGCGGCUCUGGACCAGGACCCAAAGCGGUUAUGGGCGCACCAAAACGAAUUAACGGAGUAUCAGGACAAAGGCAAAUACGAGCAGUCGCCAUACGUGAACGACGGUGCCCCGAACGUUUAG
Molecule: messenger RNA, 474 nt
Organism: Phytophthora infestans T30-4
Lineage: Eukaryota; Oomycota; Peronosporomycetes; Peronosporales; Peronosporaceae
Exons: 4
Coding region: 1-474 (157 amino acids)
Source: RefSeq, a predicted model, not a curated record